AUGGGGUUUUUCACUAAUGCAUACAACAUUUUCUACAUCUCAAUAGUCUCAAAACUCUUGGGCCGCCUUUACUAUGCUAUAACUGGUGUUGCCCUAAUUGGUACUCUCAUAGGACACCUAUUCUUCGGUUGGAUUGAUGACAAACUUGGCCGUAAAAAAGCUUACAACAUCAGUCUAACUCUCACCAUCAUUUGCGCCAUAUGCUCUGGCUUGUCCUUUGAUGCAAGCAAAGAAACUGUUGUCAAAACACUUUGUUUCUUCAGGUUCUGGCUAGGGUUUGGUAUCGGUGGAGACUAUCCCAUCUCAGCCGUAAUCAUGUCCAAGUACUCCAACAAAAAAACUCGUGGAGCAUUCAUCGCAGCCUUGUAUGCAAUGCAAGGAAUCUUUCUUCACUUCUACCCUACUGCUUCAUUCAAAGAUGAUCCUGUAAUUUCCACACAACCAGAGGCAAAUUAUCUUUGGAGGAUCGUGCUUAUGCUUGGAGUGUAG
Messenger RNA from Quercus lobata, 489 nucleotides. RefSeq names its product inorganic phosphate transporter 1-1-like. Gene Ontology annotation, molecular function: transmembrane transporter activity. The record is from RefSeq and is a predicted model, not a curated record. Gene Ontology annotation, cellular component: membrane. The transcript has 2 exons. NCBI's taxonomy places the organism in Eukaryota, Viridiplantae, Streptophyta, Magnoliopsida, Fagales, Fagaceae. Gene Ontology annotation, biological process: transmembrane transport. The coding region runs from base 1 to 489 and encodes 162 amino acids.